Molecule: messenger RNA, 7030 nt
Organism: Candoia aspera
Lineage: Eukaryota; Metazoa; Chordata; Lepidosauria; Squamata; Candoiidae
Gene: CHD3
Product: chromodomain helicase DNA binding protein 3
Exons: 40
Coding region: 52-6195 (2047 amino acids)
Biological process (GO): chromatin remodeling; negative regulation of transcription by RNA polymerase II
Cellular component (GO): chromatin; nucleus
Molecular function (GO): DNA binding; ATP binding; chromatin binding
Source: RefSeq, a predicted model, not a curated record
CGUCGGCGUUGCUCCGGUGUUCCCCCACCCACCCCCUCCUCCGGCACCACCAUGGCUUCCCCUCUGAGGGAGGACGAGGAAGAGGAGGAGGAGAUGGUGGUGUCCGAGGCGGAGGGGGAUGAAGACGAAGAGGAGGAAGAGGAGGAGGAGGAGGAAGACGACGACGAAGAAGCCGCCGCCGCCGCCAACGCCGCCGCCGCCGCCGCCGGGGACGACAGCCCGGGCGACAUCUUCCCGCCCGCCGCGCAGGCGGAGGCUGCCCCGCUGACCCCCGCCGCCGCCACGCCGGCCGCGGCGGCCGAAGGGACCGCGGCGCCGCCAGACGACGAAGAGGAGGAAUUGUGCAACUUAGAGAGCCCCCUUGUUGUCAAGAAGAAGAAACGAGGGCCCAAAAAGCAGAAAGAGAACAAGCCAGGGAAACCCAGGAAGCGCAAAAAAUUAGUCAGCGAGGAUGAGUUUGAGUCAGACCGGGACGAGUAUCGGGCCAAGUCGGAGAGCGGCGGCAGCGAUUAUGGAGGCGUGGGGAAGAAGAAGCGGCGCAGGCAUCGGGAGAAGAAAGAGAAAAAGACCAGGCGGCGGAAAAAGUCCGAGGAGGACGGAGUGCAGAAGCCAAAGGUGGAGCAGAAGUCCUCUGCUCAGCUGCUCAUGACUUGGGGGCUGGAGGAUGUGGACCACGUUUUCACCGAGGAGGACUAUCACACCCUGACAAAUUACAAAGCUUUCAGCCAGUUUAUGAGGCCCCUCAUUGCCAAAAAGAAUCCCAAGAUCCCGAUGUCCAAAAUGAUGACCAUCAUGGGAGCCAAGUGGCGGGAGUUCAGCGCCAACAAUCCCUUCAAGGGGUCGACAGCAGCCGUGGCCGCCGCCGCCGCCGCCGCUGCCGCCGCCGUGGCAGAACAAGUGUCGGCUGCCGUGUCAGCCGUGGCCCCUUCCCCCGAGGCCCAGCCUCUGCUGCAGCCGCCCGCCCAGCCGCUCCCGGUCCGCAAGGCCAAAACCAAAGAGGGCAAAGGCCCAGGCCACAAGAAGAGGAGUAAAAGCCCCCGCAUCCCAGAGAUGAAGAGGAAGACGAAGGGGAAGAGGAUGGCGCCCCUGAAGAUCAAGCUAGGAAUGAUCGGAGGGAAGCGCAAGAAGAGCAGCUCACAUUUGUUUCAGAGUGACGAGGUGGGAGAACCUGAGGAAGAAUCUGACCUCGACAACUCGAGCGUUCACAGUUCUUCCGUGCGUUCAGACAGUUCGGGAAGGGUCAAGAAACUCAAGCGGGGUCGACCUGGACGAAAGAAGAAAAAGGUUGCUGGUGAAGAAGAGGCAGACGGCUACGAGACAGACCACCAAGACUAUUGCGAGGUGUGUCAGCAGGGCGGGGAGAUCAUCCUCUGCGACUCAUGUCCCAGAGCUUAUCACCUGGUGUGCCUGGAUCCGGAGCUAGACAAGGCCCCCGAGGGCAAGUGGAGCUGCCCCCACUGUGAAAAAGAAGGGGUGCAGUGGGAGCCGAAGGAGGAGGAGGACGAGUAUGAAGGAGAGCUGGACGAUGGCGAGAAGGAGGAGGAGGACGACCACAUGGAGUACUGCCGCGUCUGCAAGGACGGCGGCGAGCUGCUGUGUUGCGACGCUUGCAUCUCUUCCUAUCACAUCCACUGCCUCAACCCUCCACUUCCCGAGAUCCCCAACGGGGAGUGGUUGUGUCCCCGCUGCACGUGCCCCGUGCUAAAGGGCCGUGUCCAGAAAAUCCUCCACUGGCGAUGGGGGGAGCCCCCGACGCCAGUCGCGGCCCCCCUGCCGCCCGACAGCAACCCGGCUGACCAGCCGGCAAAGACGCUUCAGGGACGGUCAGAGCGCGAGUUCUUUGUGAAGUGGGUCGGCCUCUCCUACUGGCACUGCUCCUGGAUAAAGGAAUUGCAGCUUGAGAUUUUCCACCUAGUGAUGUAUAGAAAUUACCAGCGGAAGAACGACAUGGACGAGCCUCCGCCUUUCGACUACGGCUCCGGCGAUGACGAUGGCAAGAGCGAGAAGAGGAAGAGCAAGGACCCUCUCUACGCCGAGAUGGAAGAGAACUACUACCGCUACGGCAUUAAGCCGGACUGGAUGACUAUCCAUCGUGUCAUAAACCACAGCAUUGACAAAAAGGGCAACUAUCACUACCUGGUGAAGUGGCGUGACCUUUCCUACGACCAGUCCACGUGGGAAGAGGAUGAAAUGUCCAUUCCCGACUACGAAUAUCACAAGCAGGCCUACUGGUUGCACAGAGAACUAAUUAUGGGAGAAGAUCCUGCCCAGCCUAGGAAGUACAAGAAAAAAAAGAAGGAACUGACCCCGGACGACCCCCCAAAUUCCCCCACAAAUGAUCCCACCGUGAAAUACGAAACCCAGCCCCGCUUCAUCACGUCCACUGGGGGUACGCUGCACAUGUAUCAGCUGGAAGGCCUCAACUGGCUGCGCUUCUCCUGGGCCCAGAGUACGGAUACCAUCCUGGCUGACGAGAUGGGCCUCGGCAAGACCAUCCAGACCAUCGUCUUUUUGUACUCGCUCUACAGAGAGGGCCACACCAAGGGGCCCUUCCUGGUCAGCGCCCCACUGUCCACCAUCAUCAACUGGGAGCGAGAGUUUCAGAUGUGGGCGCCUAACUUCUACGUGGUGACCUACACAGGAGACAAGGACAGCCGUUCAAUCAUCCGCGAGAAUGAGUUUUCCUUUGAGGACAACGCUAUGAAAGGCGGCAAGAAGGCCUUCAAAAUGAAGAGAGAAGCUCAGGUGAAGUUUCACGUCCUGCUUACUUCCUACGAGCUGGUCACCAUCGACCAGGCUGCUUUGGCGUCUAUCCGGUGGGCCUGUCUUGUGGUUGAUGAAGCUCACCGGCUCAAAAACAAUCAGUCCAAGUUCUUCAGGGUGCUCAAUGGCUACAAGAUCGACCACAAGCUGCUGCUCACGGGGACUCCUCUGCAAAACAACCUGGAGGAGCUGUUCCACCUGCUGAACUUCCUCACGCCGGAGAGAUUCAACAACCUGGAAGGCUUCCUGGAGGAAUUUGCUGACAUCUCCAAAGAGGACCAAAUUAAAAAACUCCAUGAUCUUCUGGGUCCCCACAUGUUGCGCCGCCUCAAAGCUGAUGUCUUCAAGAACAUGCCAGCCAAGACGGAGCUCAUUGUUCGGGUGGAGCUGAGCCCCAUGCAGAAGAAAUACUAUAAAUACAUCUUGACUCGCAACUUUGAAGCUUUGAACUCACGUGGUGGCGGGAACCAGGUAUCGUUGCUCAACAUCAUGAUGGACUUGAAGAAAUGCUGCAACCACCCCUACCUCUUCCCUGUUGCUGCGAUGGAAUCCCCUAAGCUGCCAAGCGGUGCCUACGAAGGGGGCGCUCUCAUCAAAGCCUCUGGGAAACUGAUGCUCUUGCAAAAGAUGUUGAGGAAACUGAAGGAGCAGGGCCACCGAGUGCUUAUCUUCUCCCAGAUGACAAAAAUGCUGGACCUUCUUGAGGAUUUCCUUGACUAUGAAGGGUACAAGUAUGAACGGAUAGAUGGGGGCAUUACUGGGGCCCUGCGGCAAGAAGCCAUUGAUAGGUUUAAUGCUCCAGGAGCUCAGCAGUUCUGCUUCCUGCUCUCAACGCGAGCAGGCGGCUUGGGCAUCAAUUUGGCCACGGCAGACACGGUGAUCAUCUUUGACUCCGACUGGAACCCUCAUAACGAUAUCCAGGCCUUCAGCAGAGCUCAUCGAAUUGGCCAGGCUAACAAGGUGAUGAUCUACCGCUUUGUAACACGGGCUUCAGUGGAGGAGCGGAUCACGCAGGUGGCCAAACGCAAGAUGAUGCUGACUCACCUGGUGGUCCGCCCGGGGCUGGGCUCCAAGUCGGGUAGCAUGUCCAAGCAGGAGCUGGACGACAUCCUCAAAUUCGGCACUGAGGAACUCUUCAAGGAUGAAAAUGAGGGCGAGAACAAAGAGGAGGACAGCAGCGUUAUCCACUACGACAACGAGGCCAUUGCACGGCUGCUGGACCGUAACCAGGAUGCCACCGACGAUGCCGACGUCCAGAACAUGAACGAGUACCUCAGCUCCUUCAAGGUGGCGCAGUAUGUGGUUCGGGAAGAGGAUAAGAUUGAAGAGAUCGAACGGGAGAUCAUCAAGCAGGAGGAGAACGUGGACCCCGACUACUGGGAGAAACUCUUGCGGCACCAUUACGAGCAGCAGCAGGAGGACCUGGCUCGCAACCUGGGGAAAGGGAAGCGGGUGCGCAAGCAAGUCAACUACAACGACGCAGCCCAAGAGGACCAAGACAAUCAGUCUGAAUACUCAGUCGGCUCCGAAGAGGAGGAUGAAGACUUUGACGAGAGGCCAGAAGGUCGCCGACAGUCCAGACGGCAGCUUCGGAAUGAGAAGGACAAACCUCUUCCCCCACUUCUGGCACGGGUUGGUGGGAACAUCGAGGUGCUGGGGUUCAACACCCGCCAGCGUAAGGCCUUCCUGAAUGCUGUUAUGCGCUGGGGUAUGCCUCCCCAGGAUGCCUUCACUUCUCAGUGGCUGGUUCGGGACUUGCGGGGCAAGACGGAGAAAGAAUUUAAGGCCUACGUUUCCCUGUUCAUGAGGCAUCUCUGCGAGCCUGGUGCGGAUGGGUCGGAGACCUUCGCUGAUGGGGUGCCGAGGGAGGGUCUCUCCAGGCAGCAGGUCCUGACACGGAUAGGCGUCAUGUCUCUGGUUAAAAAAAAGGUGCAGGAGUUUGAACAUAUCAACGGCCGCUGGAGCAUGCCUGAACUGAUGCCUGACCCCAGUGCUGACUCCAAAAAGUCCUCCCGAGCUUCAUCCCCCACGAUCAAAACCACCACCACCACCCCAGAACCCAGUUGCACCAACACUCCCUGCACCUCCAAGCCAGCUACUCCAGCUCCGAGUGACAAAGGAGAUGGGGCGGUCUUGACUGAGAAGGAGGAUUCAGAGGCCAGGGAGGAGAAGCUGGAGAAGGAAGCCAGGAGCGGGGAGAAGACGGAGGCAGAGCCUUCAGCGCCCGAACAGCAUGUUGCUGCCACGUUCCCAGGGGAAAAGGUGGAGCUGGAUUCCUCGAAAAAGCCUGAGGAAGAGGGACUGAUGGUAGUUGGGGAAAAAGAGGCAGAAGCUGAACCUGCGGUCAAGGAGGAAAAAGAGAAAUUGGACGCUGAUUUGGAGAAGCUUGUGGCAGAUGAAAAGUUCACGGAGAGUGACGACAGCAAGGAAAAGGUGGAGGGAGAAGCGCAGGACACAAAGAAAGAAGAUGUGAAAGCGGAGCGGGAGAUGGCAAAGGAGCCCAGAGUUGGCAGCAUCAAAGAUGAGAGCCGGAAUAAUGGGAAGAAGGAAGACAAGAUGGAGAAGCCCCGGUUUAUGUUCAACAUUGCGGACGGUGGCUUCACAGAGCUCCACACCCUGUGGCAAAAUGAAGAGCGAGCUGCCAUCUCCUCCAGCAAGCUCAAUGAAAUCUGGCACCGCCGGCAUGACUACUGGCUGCUGGCGGGCAUUGUCCUGCACGGCUACGCUCGCUGGCAGGAUAUUCAGAACGAUAACCAGUUUGCCAUCAUCAACGAGCCCUUCAAGACGGAAGCCAACAAGGGCAACUUCUUGGAGAUGAAGAACAAGUUCCUUGCCAGAAGGUUCAAGCUCCUGGAGCAGGCCUUGGUGAUCGAGGAGCAACUCCGCCGGGCUGCGUACCUGAACAUGACUCAGGACCCCAGCCACCCGGCAAUGGCCCUCAACACCCGCUUUGCUGAGGUGGAGUGUCUGGCCGAGAGCCACCAGCACUUGUCCAAGGAAUCCUUGGCCGGCAACAAGCCUGCCAACGCCGUCCUGCACAAGGUGCUGAACCAGCUGGAGGAGCUUCUCAGUGACAUGAAGGCAGAUGUGACGCGCCUGCCGGCCACGCUUUCCCGCAUCCCUCCGAUCGCCGCCCGCCUCCAGAUGUCCGAGCGCAGCAUCCUCAGCCGCUUGGCAAGCAAAGGGAACGAAACCCAGACUACUCCGGCUUUUCCCCCUGGGCCCUAUGCCACCCCACCUACUUUUGGGGGCUCCUUUGGUGCCACCCCUGGCGGGGGACUGCCCACUAUGGGUGCCAACUACAGCCAAAUGCCAACUGGCUCCUUCAUAACAGCCAACGGUCCCCCCGUGAUUGUGAAGAAGGAGAAGGAGGGUGAGAGCUUGGAGAAGAAGGAGGCGAAGAGCGGGGAGGUGAUUUGCAUAGACGACUGAGGGGCGGCUGGGCCAGCUCUCCCGCCAAGCCCCAUCUGCGCCGGCCACCCUGCCUCCGGCCAAUGGGCCUGCUGCCCUCGAGCCCCUCCUUUUUAUUUCCGGAUUGUGUGAUGGCUUUGCCAUGGAAGCGGGGAGUGCCGGUGAUCGCUGCCCCUCUCGGGACCCCUGCCUUGGAUUUAGUUGCUCUUCCCGAGCCCCUCCCUCCCUGCUUCGGGGAAGGGGGGAGCCCCACCUCGGAACCAACGCAGUGGGUCCGGAAUGACCAAGAGGUACUCGGGAGCCAGGACCGACCUGGCUCCUCUUCCUGGCUCGAGGUGCUAGAAGGGGGCCAACUUAGAACUGGGAUCCAGGCCGUUUGGGGUUUUGACAGGGGAGGGGGCAGCCUGCCUCGUGGUCUUUGCCCCCAGCAGUGUUGAAACUUUGAGCAGCACUGCAAAAUGACUCUAUAAAUACGAAUAUAUAUAUAAUGUAUACACACUCACCCUGUAUGUUUAACCCCCUCCCCACUCGUGCUUGGCCUCCCUGCGGGGUGCGAACGCAGCCGGCUGGGGAAGGGGGGGACGCUCCCCCACCACGUUCUGUUCUGAGAACACGCGGGAGCGGGGAGCAGGCGCCCUCGACCCAGGAGUCUCGGGAGCCUUCCCAGCAGCGCCCCCGCCGUGGGGGGGCGAGCCUGUUUCUGCCCCCCCACCCUGAAAGCAAGGCGGUUUCGAGGGGUGGGGGUGGGGAGAGGCGGCCGCAGGGCCAAGCUGCACUCCUGGGUUUGUUGCUGAAUUUCAAGUCACUUCUUGUUUAAAUCUUGCAGAAUAAAGGCACUGUUUCCUUGGCUACGUAA